AACUCCUCUUCUUGAUGCUCUGCAGUUGGCGUCGGGAUGAUGAUGAAGGAUAGCAGCCAGCUAGGGAAAUGGCUCUUAUUGCUUUCAAAUGAAUGAUUCCCUGAUUUCUUGCAUAAACCAUUGGGCUGGGAUGGUUUGGUCGGUGGCUGACUGUCAGAUGAUAUCUACUUGAUGGAUUCCCAUGAACAUUAUUAUUAGAAUGCAACCAACUUCCUCAAUCACUGAAGACUGUUUGACAAAGUAUCACCUUGCUUGACAGAACAGGUGCUUCUUGUGAAGGAGGCCUCCAAACUGUCCUCGAUUUACUGAACUGGAAAGCAAAAUGAAGACAUCCCAGACCAUAAAUCAUGACUCUGGUUUACCUGUCGAUUUUUGACGGACGUAUAAAAUAAUCACUUGAUGUUUCGGUGUGUGUCUGCAGGAUACUGACUCUCUCUCUCACUCUCACACUCACACUCACUCACAAACACACACACACACACACACUAAAGGACAACUUCUUGUGUCAAUCCAGAGUUCUCAAAGAGGACCGUCAAAAUGUUUUCGGCUCUUAAGAAGCUGGUGGGCACCGAGCCUGGCCAGCUAGGAAACAAAAACAUUCCAGCUGGUUUGCAGUCAAUGAACCAGAGCCUACAGAGAAGAUUUGCCAAGGGAGUACAGUAUAACAUGAAGAUCAUCAUCCGUGGAGACCGGAACACGGGAAAGAGUGCCCUAUGGCACCGACUACAGGGGAAGAAGUUUCUGGAAGAGUACAUCCCCACACAAGAGAUCCAGGUCUCCAGCAUCCACUGGAACUAUAAAACGACAGACGACGUUGUCAAGGUGGAAGUUUGGGACGUGGUGGACAAAGGGAAAGGCAAGAAGCGAGGAGAAAUGCUGAAAACGGAGAAUGAACCCCAGGAGAAUGAGACUGAGAUGGCUCUGGAUGCAGAGUUCCUGGAUGUGUACAAGAACUGCAAUGGAGUCAUCAUGAUGUUCGACAUCACCAAACAAUGGACAUUUGACUACAUCGUGCGGGAGCUGCCCAAAGUGCCCACCCACGUGCCCGUCUGUGUGCUGGGCAACCAGAGGGACAUGGGCGAACACCGGGUCAUCCUGCCCGACGACACCCGAGAGUUCCUCUGUCACCUCAACAGGCCUCCGGGUUCUUCUUACAUCCACUACGCUGAAUCUUCCAUGAAGAACGGCUUUGGCCUCAAGUACCUGCACCGCUUCUUCAACAUCCCCUUCUUACAGCUGCAGAGGGAGACCCUGCUGAGACAACUGGAGACCAACCAGCUGGACAUAGACGCUACUCUGGAGGAGCUCAAUGUUCAGCAGGAGACUGAGGACCAGAACUAUGGCAUUUUCCUGGAGAUGAUGGAAGCCAGAAACAAAGCUGGCUUCAGCUCCCCGGGGGGCCCUUCCAACGGCCAGAGCCCCUCCUCAGGCUCCCAGUCCCCCAUCGUCCCCCAGAGCGGGCCCUCCACUCCUGGGGCCUGUCCCAGCCCCUGCACCCCCCAGCAACCCCCUCUCCCACCCCAGCCCCUAACUAUCUCCAACCCUAUACCCAGGCCAGUUCAGGGCCCCCCCUCCUACACCAACCCUAACCUUAACCCCUGUCCCCCUCUCCAGAACACUGCACUCCCUAGGGGUCCAGGUUACCCACAGCAGCCCCCGGCCCCCCAGCCAAAGCCCCCAACCCCCCAGGGGCCCCACCAUGGGGGAACCACACCUGUCCCGACCCCCCAGUCACCCAGUGUCACCCAGGCCCCUCCUGCCCAGAAGAGAGGCUUCAUGUCGCGCCUCUUUGGAUCAGCCACUUCUGAGACUCCCGCUGAUGGCGCAGACGAGAAGGUGCGGAAUGUGGAUGACUUUGUUCCCGAUGUGGGCAUGGACCGUAGCUUCCUGGAGGAGGGGACUGCUGCCAAAGCCAAGGAGGAAGCUCGAAGAGCAGGCAACAUGGAUACUGACAGUGACGGUGAGGGCCGAGGGGGGAACCCCAUGGUGUCAGGGUUCCAGGACGAUUUUGCCUCAGAUGAGCUGUGCCAGUCUGUGCCCAAAUAUGUGCCCAAGGCAGCCACCGUCCCCAGCAUGGGCAUCACCCUGACCAGCGAUGAAGAGGAUGAGGGGACGAAGGCACUUAACGUCGUCCAGGAUGGUGGAUCGGACAGAAGGAGAUCCUCCUCCAAUGCUUUGAAGAUUCAAAACAAGACCGGAGAAGCCAAAAAACCAGCGGGCUUAAAGAUGUCGUCCGAGCCCGUCUCAUUCCUGAACCCGACCUUAGCCCCGGUGCAGUCCAUGCGGGCAGGCAAGAAGAAGGGAGGGGAGGAAUCCUCCCACUCAGACCAAGAAGCUCUAGGGGCCGAUCAGAUGCUCUCCUUCGUCAUGGACGAACCAGACUAUGAUGACGAGGAGUUUGAGAAGCCCAAGAAAAAGAAGGAGCCUUCGGCAGUACUGGAGGACCUGAAGACGGUCCAGCCCUCUGUCCUCCCCAUCAAGAGCGACGACCUGGACCUGUUUGGACUGGGAUUCCAGGAUGUGGCGCCCAAGAGCAAGGAAAGCAGUGAGGACCAAGAUGACCGAGAAAGUAGAUCUUCAACAAAGGACAAGAAGAAGAAGAAGAAGAAAAGUAAAGAGGAGGACGACAAAAGCAGCAAGAAACGACACAAACAGAAGAAAAAGGAAGAGUCAGGGAGCGGGGACGAGAAAGAGAAGAAAAAAAAGAAGUCAAAGUCGACCAAGAAAGCCGGAGGCGUGGUGGACGACCUGGAGUCUUUUCUCGCCGGAGACGAAGACUACGAGGAGAUGUAGAAUAUCACCCCCAGCAUCCAAUCAGGACUACGUUCUACUUCAGCAUCCAAUCAGGACUACGUUCUACUUCAGCAUUCUAGGGUCAGGAUGUAGCCAUGAAGACGAAAGAAUUUGUCCACUGACUGGCUGAGUGAUCGAAGACUGCAAUUCUCAUUGGGUGAUAGUUAUUUCCUACUUCCUGACGUUGUGGUGCCUCUACGGUGGUUAGAGUUUGAUCAUUUGUGAUUGACAUUGACGUUGUUUGUUUUGCUUACCCUUUUACUGUACAUGCAACACUACCGUCAUACAACAACACUACUGCAAAUCUGUAGCUGGUACACUCAGAGGACAAAACCACCAUUACUUUGAUGUUUCCAUGGUUGAAUACACUUGGGUACACUCACUACAAUGUUUUUGCCAUUCCAUUUGUCUUUUCCCAUUGGGCCUGCUUUCUGGAAAAGGCUUUAGAACUGACCCUAGUACAGAGUUGUGACUAUUUCUAUAUGGGAGUGCUCUCCUUUACACUGACCAGUGUUCAGGAGUCGGGGGACAUGUGUGCAUUCAUUAUGAAUUAUGUUGAACAUUGCUUCAGCAGCGAAAUAAAUGUUAUUUAUGUUUAUCUGGUGUUGGCUUUUCGAACUACGACUAUGUCUAGGAACAGUAGGAGUUUGUGAGUGUUUACUAAACAAGACAUUUUGGGAGUUUCUCUGAAAUUAUUCAGCAAAUUUCACUGUGCAUGAUCAUUUUGUUUUGGUUUGAUGUUAAUGCCUUAAGGAAAGCUUUACUUUAACACUGGAAAGUGUUAUUUUAACACUGGAAAGGGUUAAUUUAACACGGGAAAGGGUUACUUUAACACUGGAAAGUGGCGAUAUGAAUGCCUUUUAGUAGUAGAGAUCUGAUUGUUCAAUGAUGCCGUCAUUCUGGCAAAACACAAUGCAAGGGAAGCCAAGAUACAAUGUCUUUUUUCCAACCUGCUGUUCUGUUAAGUCAUGUGUUGUUGUUUUUACUGUGGCAGUUGUACAAUGUAAUUUGACAUUUUUUCAAAUUUCUUCCUUUAACCAAAUGAUGUUUCUUGAAGACAUAUUUUAAUAUUUCCGUGGUUACCUGUAACUUUUACACUAGUUUGCUUGGAUCCUAUUUCUUGAUGUUGCUGAGCACCAUGUGGGAUGGUUUUGGUGUGUUGCGUGAUAUCUCAUAAUUGAACAUAGCCCUUACUGAACUUGUUUACUUUACUGUAGGGGAGUGUGGAAGUCUGCUAGUCAGUCAUAACUACACACUACUAUCUAUCUACACUCCGAUCCAGGGGAUGUUUACAACAAAGUAAAUGGCCUCAAGCUAUUCAUUCCACCUUAAGUCCCCUUAGAAAGAAUUGACAAAAUAUCAGGAAUGUAUUUAGAUUCAUAUCAUACAUGUAGGCAUUGUUACCAUUCCAUAUUUAUUUUGAAAUAUUUAGAAAAUAUUUUUGGACAUUAAAGAAAUCCCAUGUUAAUAUAUCCAUUAUAGAAAAGUAUAUGCACAAAUAUUUAUUAAUGCAUUUGUACUGCAUAUUUCUCUGUGUGUUUUUACCUUGCUCCUCUCUGUUGUAUGUAAAAUAGGUAUUUUGGACUGUCUUUAAAAGAGACACUACAUAUCCAAUUCCUCCCAGCCAUCUAUGGGCCGUGACUGCAGUUUACUGCUAGUUAGGUAUCCUGACCACUGCCUCACUGUGUAUCAUCAGGGAGAACAUGCAACAUUUCCAGACUGUGUAUCGGAACCUACUGUACAUCAAUAGAACUCUUACGUACAUCAAUAGAACUGUUACAUCUAUAGAACUGUUUCAUCAAUAGAACUGUUACUUACAUCAAUAGAACUGUCCCAAGAGACGGCUCUGCGAGUGUUUGUUGAAUCAGGUAGACCUAUAGCUCUGUCUUUCCCUGACCGCUCGUAUAUCCUUGGUUUUCUCUGGUCGAAGGCGGCAUACUCUGGGGACACCGGGGUCCCCUCACACCUCAUCCUCUCUUCUGGCUUAGUCCUCUUUCUCACCCUAGGGAGUGAUGUCAUUUUUUGCUGUAGCCUAACCCUCCCAGCUGGCUUGACGGGAGGGAACCCAAUGUGGCGAGGUCGACUCCCAGGCUGACCAUGGGGUCAUCCUCAGUGUUUCCUCCUCAUGUAGCUCUCUGCCUGUCAGGCUAGCUGCUAGGCCAGGGCGCCCACCCCUACCGCUCACUAUGGAGCAAAUCCUAACUUCCUCUCCAGUUGAAUAAUGUCAGCUGGUGUCCUGUUGACAUUAAUGCAUGACUAAGUGAACAUUUGGCUUAAGUGGAAGUUAGGAGUCACCCCUAUGAAAGUAAAAUCCCCGGCGAGCCACGUCAAAUAGUCCCUCUGCAUGAGCGUCACUGUGAGAAACAACAACACACCUGGCUGUACCACUGUAGAAUUAGAAUUUGUAGAACAGACAUUGUUAGUGCAUACAUCAUGGAGGGAUAGUGUCUUUUCUAGUUAUUCUAAUUCUGUGUUUAUGUAAUAUAACCCAGACCUGUUUUGUUUUUUGGUGGUUGAUUUUGUUUCAUUAUUCUGUGUGAAGGAAUUUGUUUUGAUUCAUGUAGAUCAAACCAAUGCAACUUUUUGUUUACUGCUUUUUCUGUGGUAUGAUGUCUUCUGGGUAAAGUUAAAACAGGGAUCAUCCAAAUCAUGCAAACUGCCAGUGAAAGGUGGCAACAAGCGAACUUGAGAUUGCUAUUACCUCUUGGUUACAUCUUCCAUAAAAUUCCUCUUGAUUGUAAACGGAAUAUCCAUUGUGUAUUGUCUUCAUCUUGCUUGCUCCCUGCAUAUUGUCUUUGUUGAGCUAAUUGUGUGUAUAGUUGAUUGAACUGUUGGUUGAAUUUGGUCUGUUUAUGUGUAUGCAUCUGAAUAUAUUGAGAGAUGGUGGGCAACUGGGGGAAAAAAAGAGAUUAUUUUGACAUUCCUCGUAUGCUUCCAUCUACACAUUGUAGAUGUGUCUAAUAAAUGCAAAAAUACUUUCA
Messenger RNA from Salmo salar (Atlantic salmon), 5774 nucleotides. RefSeq names its product rab-like protein 6. Gene Ontology annotation, cellular component: nucleus; cytosol. The record is from RefSeq and is a predicted model, not a curated record. Lineage: Eukaryota; Metazoa; Chordata; Actinopteri; Salmoniformes; Salmonidae. Gene Ontology annotation, molecular function: GTP binding; GTPase activity.